CGGCGGGGCUCGACGGGGCGCCGCCAGAGAUUUACAAGGGAUUGCCGUUUUACCUCGUUUACAAAGCGUGGAUAUUGUUUCGGUGACGAUACUUGGAUAACGAUUCUGAGGACCCUCCCAGUUGGAAGCAAAUCCAGUACACCAGCAUUCCAAAAAUAGCUAAGCCGGUGGUUUUCGACGAGUUUCGAUACAUAUGUACGUUGGAUUGUUCUGGAAAGUGGUAUACCCGUAGCAUACAACCGCUCUUUCGGCAGUCUGUACCGCCCAGCUCUGUGGCGACAUUUGGUUUCAAAGCUGGUUUCGCAUGUGAUGAUAUCAUUGCGAUCGCGACCCAAACCAUCACUGUGGCCAGGCAUUUGGGCAUGCCGCUGGUUGUUGGGACAUUGGAUAUCAAAACAGCUUUUGAGACGAUGCGCCAUGGACACGUAUCACGAAUCUUGCUUAAUAAAGGUCUUCACCCGAACCUCGUUCGGGCGAUGCUGCGGGAAAUGUCAAUUUUGUUCUGCUCCAUGGUUCUGCCAGGGAUGCUGGCCAGCGACUCAUUUCCCUUGGAGGUCGGCGGGAAGCAGGGCGGCGUGGAGACGCUGGAACUAUUCAACUGCAUGGUCGAGUUCGUGCUGGAACCCCUCGUCCCCAGCUGGCGCAGCCGUAACUUCGGAAUACUUUUCGAUGCGAGGUGUCCGCCGCUGACACAUCUCAUUUGGGCAGACAAUUUCAUACUUUUUGCGAGCAGCGUGCAACAAUUCCAAACCAUGGCGCAGGAACUGACGACGGCCCUCGCUGAAAUCGAAUUCCGCUGGAAGCCAGCAUCUAUGGAGUGCAUGGUCUGUGGGAGUCUUAUAGACGAGCUCGUGCAGACGCCACUCAUCACGGAGCCUGGGGCUGAAACGCCGCUCACGUUCUCACUGGUUUCUCACUUGGUCCUACUCGGGGGUUUCAUUACCGCCAGAGCAGAAACAAUGGA
Messenger RNA from Prorocentrum cordatum, 964 nucleotides. Lineage: Eukaryota; Dinophyceae; Prorocentrales; Prorocentraceae. The record is from the annotation of a GenBank genome assembly.